Messenger RNA from Musca domestica (house fly), 2798 nucleotides. Its product is annotated as protein-glucosylgalactosylhydroxylysine glucosidase-like. The coding region runs from base 524 to 2701 and encodes 725 amino acids. Gene Ontology annotation, biological process: carbohydrate metabolic process. Lineage: Eukaryota; Metazoa; Arthropoda; Insecta; Diptera; Muscidae. The record is from RefSeq and is a predicted model, not a curated record. Gene Ontology annotation, molecular function: catalytic activity. The transcript is spliced from 12 exons.
ACGAAACUAAAUGGGAUGAAUACCAUUAUGAAUGAAUUAUAAUUAAAUUAAUUAUAAAAUUCAAAUUAUGUUGGCAAAAAAUGUAGGUCUGCUGUUCUUACUUGUUGACCUUGUAAUUUGGCCAUGAUAUGAACCAUACCUAAGAAUUUAAUCAAACCGACAAGCUUCAAGAGUAAACCGCAAAACUUAGUACAAGACAUCUGUGGUGCGGUAGCUAAUAAAAAUCUUUCAAUUGUAUGUAUUUUAAAACCUACUUAAAGUCCCGUAUUUCGCAUUGUACACCUUAUGAAAUCUGUCACUUAAAUUACAAUUGAUUCGAGGUGAUUGGAAGAUUUCGGUGGCACAUAUUUACCGAAUUUUGCCUUCAUAAAUAAUAUCAUCUGGCAGCUACGAAUACACAACAAAUCCACAUUGUCUUAUCAUUCCAUUCAUGGCUUGUAGACAAGCAGAUUGUAUAUACAUAUAUUAGUAUUUAAGCUGACUACACUUGAAGUUACUCAGAAAAAGUUCUGUAUUCACAAAAAUGUUAAUUUUUUUAGUUAUUGCAAUUAUUCUGUCACACACCUACUGUUUCGAUAACGAAAAGAACAAUGCGUUUAUUUUGGAGUCAAAAAGCCUACCUUCCGAUCUGAACUUUAUGCCUUCGUUAUCGAAUGGCUAUAUGGGCUUUACUGUCUUUGGAGAUGCAAUUUUUGUAAAUGGCGUUUACAAUGGAUAUAAAGGCAAUAGCAGAAGAGCGCGGUUGCCAAACUGGCUAAAUAUAAGUGCUAGUAUCUUCAACGUAAGCAAUGACACAAUGGACCCAAUACAUACCAAUAUUAGCUACGUGAUGAAUUUGUCUGGUGGUUAUUUCGAGUGGUCGAAGCAACAGAAGGAGGGAGGCAUUACCAUACGCCAAAGAAUAUAUGCUCAUCGCUUCUAUAAUAGGGCUUUAAUUUAUGAACUUUCAGUCGAACGUGAGACUGAUCAAGAAGCAUUGACGAUUAAUCUUCAAUGCAAUUCUGGGUCUGAAACGGAAGCAUUUGAUUUGGAAACCAUUGGUGAGAGCCCCUAUAAAAUUUUAAAAGCCACUACAAAGGAAGUUGAACACCAACUAUUCCAGCCCAAUCGCACGCAUAUCUACGUGGCAUUUAGUGAAGAUUUAGAAAAAGAUCAAAAACUCCUCAAACUGAAAACAGGACAUAGAUUUCUUCAUUACCGAUUCGUUAUAACCGUCGACUCUGAUAAAUAUGUAGCUCUGGAAGAACUUAAAAGUGUCCUAGCGAGAGGUCAGGAUGAAGUGUUUGAAAAACAUUGUGCCAGCUGGCAUGUAUUUUGGAACAACUUUGGAAUAAAUGUCAAAGGUAAUCUCGAAUUGGCCCAAAUCAUUAAUGCCGGCAUAUUUUACAUGGCUAGCUCUUUGCCUUCGGUUGCCACUAAUAAGCCAAACAAGCCAUACUUUGGUUUAAGUCCAACUGGUUUAGCCCGUGGUCAACUAGAUGCUGACUAUGAAGGUCACAAUUUUUGGGAUACAGAAAUUUGGAUGUUGCCAGUUGUUACUCAAAUGCACAACGGCUGGUCUAAAGAACUCUUCAACUAUCGACUUAGUCAUAUACAGGGAGCUAUUUACAAUGCAAAUCGUACCGGCUUCUUGGGAGCAAGAUUUCCAUGGGAGAGUGCGUUUACUGGGACUGAAGUCACCAACCCAUGUUGUCCCGAAGUGGCCGAACAGGAGAUUCAUAUUUCUGCCGAUAUUGCAAUUGCACUGCAAGGAUAUUAUACAAAUACACUAGACCGUAAUUGGCUGUGUGACACAGCUUGGCCAUUACUAAGUGAAAUUGCCGUUUUUCUCUCCAACCGAACCGACUUCAACACAGAGACAAAGAAAUACCACAUAAGAGAUGUUAUGGGCCCCGAUGAGGAUCACGAACAUGUCACCGACAACGUGUACACAAAUGUGGCUUUCCAGAAGGCAUUUAAAUUUGCAAGUUACACUCAGUCGCAAUGUUCACCAAACUCGAAUCAUUCUUCUAUGGAUUGGCUGCAACACGCUGAUAACAUGUUCAUUUUAUACGACUCUGUGAAUGAUUUCCACCCCCAACAUUUGGGCUAUCAACCGGGAGAAGAAAUUAAACAAGCCGACGCUAUUUUACUUGGAUAUCCUUUGCAGCUCAAGAUGAAUUAUUCCACGCGCUAUAAUGACUUGGAAAUAUACGAGAAUGUUACUCGACAGUCCGGUCCUGCCAUGACCUGGUCAAUGUUUGCUAUAAACUUUUUGGAACUGGGUCUUACAAGCAAAGCUGAUAAAUAUUUUCUGAAAGGAUAUCAAAGUUACGUUCGGCCGGAAUUCAAGGUAUGGAGCGAAACAGAAAUUGGCUUCCCAGGAUCGGCCAAUUUCCUAACUGGCAUAGGAGGAUUUUUGCAGUCAAUUUUAUUCGGCUAUGCGGGCAUAAAAUUUGAUAUGUCCGAACACAUUUCACAAAUGUCCAUUCAGAAUGCCUCAGUUUUACCAGGAACAAACGAGUUAAACAUAUCAGGUUUGAAGUUUGCAGAUGCUUUGUUUGAAUUGCAAAUAAAGAAAACGGAAAAAAAUCUCUUCAAAUGUAGUCAAAUUGGAAGUCGCGUAUUGUUUUUCCAGGGGAAUCAUUCGAAACCCACCCAAAUAUUUACCGGUUUUAAAGUUUUCUUCGAAACGGAAGUUCUGACCAUACGGACAAUCUGAUCUCAUUUUCUUUCUACCUUAGGAUGGAUAAUGAUGUUUGAAAAAUACGAUUACUACCAGCAUGUAUAAGUUUUGUGUGAGACACAUAUAAUAAUAU